Messenger RNA from Eurytemora carolleeae, 1194 nucleotides. RefSeq names its product glyceraldehyde-3-phosphate dehydrogenase 2. Lineage: Eukaryota; Metazoa; Arthropoda; Copepoda; Calanoida; Temoridae. Gene Ontology annotation, biological process: glucose metabolic process. Gene Ontology annotation, molecular function: oxidoreductase activity, acting on the aldehyde or oxo group of donors, NAD or NADP as acceptor; NAD binding; NADP binding. The transcript has 3 exons. The record is from RefSeq and is a predicted model, not a curated record. The coding region runs from base 84 to 1082 and encodes 332 amino acids.
GCUAGGUUGUCUAGGACAAGUAGAGGUCGGAGUAGAUCUUUCCACAUUCAGUUCAGUCACACUCAACCACCCAGCUCAUCAUUAUGUCUAAGAUUGGAAUUAACGGAUUUGGAAGAAUCGGACGUUUGGUCCUUAGGGCGGCAGUAGAAAAGGGGGCUACAGUUGUUGCGAUCAACGACCCCUUCAUCCCCUUGGACUACAUGGUUUACAUGUUCAAGUAUGAUUCCACCCACGGACAGUUUAAAGGAGAGGUGAAGGAGGACGGAACCUUCCUUUACGUAAACGGAAACAAGAUCACCGUCUUUAAUGAGCGCGACCCUGUCAACAUUAACUGGGCUAGUGCUGGAGCUGAGUAUGUAGUUGAGUCUACUGGAGUAUUCACCACCAUUGAUAAAGCUCUUUCCCACACCAAGGGAGGAGCAAAGAAGGUUGUUAUAUCUGCUCCCUCUGCUGAUGCUCCCAUGUUUGUUAUGGGAGUAAACCAUGAGAAGUAUGAUCCUAGCCUGCAGAUUGUUUCCAAUGCAUCCUGCACCACCAACUGUCUGGCUCCUCUGGCUAAGGUUAUCAAUGAUAAAUACGGAAUCCUUGAAGGUUUGAUGACUACUGUCCACGCUACUACUGCUACUCAGAAGACAGUUGAUGGACCCAGUGGGAAGGAUUGGAGAGGAGGCCGAGGAGCUGCACAGAACAUUAUUCCAGCUUCUACCGGAGCAGCUAAAGCUGUCGGAAAAGUUAUUCCCGAGCUGAACGGUAAGCUAACUGGUAUGGCUUUCCGCGUCCCUACUGCUGAUGUAUCCGUGGUAGAUCUGACCGUGAGGUUGGAGAAGGGAGCUUCCUACGAGGAGAUCUGUGCAACUAUCAAGGCAGCUUCUGAAGGAGCUAUGAAGGGUAUCCUGGGAUACACAGAUGAGGAUCUGGUUUCUACCGACUUUAUCGGAGACGCCAGGUCUUCCAUCUUCGACGCCAAAGCUGGAAUCCAGUUAAACAAUAACUUUGUAAAACUGGUCACCUGGUAUGACAAUGAAAUGGGAUAUUCCAACAGGGUGAUUGAUCUCAUCUCCUACAUGCAGUCCAAGGAUUAAUUACACUCCACAACAAAUAUAGAACCUUUAUUUAACUCAAUGAUUUCUUUAAGGCCGAAUUAUGAAUAAUUAACUUGUGAUUAAUUUAUUCAAUAAAUGUUAGAUUCAUUAA